Molecule: messenger RNA, 3700 nt
Organism: Gallus gallus (chicken)
Lineage: Eukaryota; Metazoa; Chordata; Aves; Galliformes; Phasianidae
Gene: ATAD3B
Product: ATPase family, AAA domain containing 3B
Exons: 16
Coding region: 1894-3450 (518 amino acids)
Biological process (GO): mitochondrion organization
Cellular component (GO): mitochondrion
Molecular function (GO): ATP hydrolysis activity; ATP binding; zinc ion binding
Source: RefSeq, a predicted model, not a curated record
GAGGAAUGGAACAAGAAAGCAGUGCCAGCCCAGGGCACUGUUACUGGGUGCGCUUGGAGAAAAGUUUGUUCACGUCUGCCUGCUGAAUUCUUGAGUUUUAUCAACACUGGUAAUAGUGUUAAAUUCACCUGCUGCAGUGACACAGAGAUCCCUCUGAAGGAUUCAGCUCCCCCAGGUCAUUUGCUUUGGGAUUUAAUAGCAGACUGAGAGAGAAGAAAACUCCGAGAACUUGGAACUUUGCUUCCCCAGCAGGUUAUGCUAUUCUCAGCCCUCAGCUGAGCUGAAAGAGCAGCAGCAAGUCAAGAAAGGCCAGACUGCAUGGCCAUACAAUGCAGUUAUUUUGGUUUCUCAUUCAAAUGCAUACCUUGAAACAACACAGCAGCAUAGUGCUGCCUGGAUUGUGACACCGAAUGACCGUGGCAUACCUGCAAUCAGUUACAGCAAGUCAGGUAUGAGUCCUACCAUCAGAGCAGCUAUACUGAGAUUAAUUAGUGUGUUCUACGGCUAGUUAGGGGACAUCAGAUGUCAGCACUAUCAUUCCUGGCUCUAUCCUUUGCACUCUUAAAAUGCUUUAAAAUGUCUUGUCCUGGGCUCCUACCCUGUGCUAAGCUUUAGCUCAUUUAAAGAACUAUUAUUUUUUCCAGGAGAUGAGUAAAUCUGGUUCUUCCCCUCGGGCCCCACGCUUGAAUUGGCUGUCACUACGCUACUCUUCAGAAAGGGGAGUUGAAAAGUAAAUAAGACAACCUAGUGGCUAGUGACAAAGCCACAUGAGAAGCCCAGUUCCAAAAUUCAGGACUUCUGGCUAUAAAGAAACACAGCUACAGCUCUGGUAACUGAACCCAGCAUCAGUGGGAACACCUCCCCUCACUAAUGCUUGCUCUAUUUUAAAUAUGCUGCUUGUUUGUUCUACGUAUGAAAGAUUCAUUUUCUUAAAGCUGUGCUUGGAGAGCCUCCAUCCACUGACAGACCAUCCCACAAACCCUCCGUAGCUCUGCUUAUGGACUCCUUCAAAGAAUUCCUUCUGGAGCUGAGAGGAACUUUGUCUCCGACCUGGAGUGCUGAGUGCAGAACUCAACACGUGUGGGUUUGUGGGACAUUUGCCUUGGGCUCCUUGCACGGGAGGAAGGGAUGGGAGGGAGGUGAGUCAUUCAUUAACUCGAUAAGAAGAUUCCAUAUGAUUUGUGUUCUCCUAUGGAAUGUGUAUGUGUGGCUGAUUAAUCUUAAUGGAGUCUCUGUGCAGAGGGGAAGAUAAAGCCUCUGGAAUCUCUCACGCAAUAAAGUAUCUUGUUCAUUCUUGCUGUAGGACAGAGAUUGUUUAGUACGACUCCCUGCAUAGCUUACUACUGUGUUAAGACCUCCCACCCCAGAUGCAAUGCACCCUUUUGAAGACAGUCAAUUAAAAAUACAAUACAAGAGCUAUCGAAUGACUCCUUCAUUCUUGGGGGCAGUAAGGACAAAUCGGUUCAGAGGAAUGAGAAGCAUAGGUUGAGAAGCUGGCAUUCACCUCAAUUUUGAGUGGCUGAAAAGUAAGCAUCCUUCCCAUGACUUCACAGUCUGGUUUGUACUCCCAACCUUGCAAAAAAAAUCAAACAUAGAGCCAGAAAGACAUCAGCCUCAAUAACAGCUCCUUGCCUCACUUUCUCCUCUUCCCCCCUUUUCUAAUUCCUUCAAGUUUUUCCACGCUACAAGCUGUGAGAUGAGGGACAGCUUUGCAAAGUGAAGCAUACCUCUGUGCAAGCCACGAACACGUGAGUUCCUCCUCCUGCUUCUCAGCAGCAGUCAGCAAACAAAGCACUCUGCUUGGAGGACACGGGGCUGCCUCCAGCAGCAAACCCAGAAGGCUGUACCAAGCAGACUCGAGGCCAUGCAAAGGAUGCACUCAGCCUGGCCCAGAUGCAAGAGCAGACCCUGCAGCUGGAGCAGCAAGCCAAGCUGAAGGAGUACGAAGCUGCCAUAGAGCAACUGAAGAACGAGCAGAUACGGGUGCAAGCAGAAGAGAGACGAAAAACACUCAGUGAGGAAACAAAACAGCAUCAAGCACGAGCCCAAUACCAGGACAAAUUGGCACGGCAGCGCUAUGACGAACAGAUGCGACAGCAGCAACUUGCUAAUGAAGAGAAUCUGAGGAAGCAGGAAGAAUCUGUACAGAAGCAGGAAGCCAUGAGGCGUGCCACGGUAGAGCGUGAGAUGGAGCUGCGACAUAAGAACGAAAUGCUGCGUGUUGAAGCAGAGGCAAGAGCUCGUGCCAAGGCUGAGAGGGAGAAUGCAGACAUCAUCCGGGAGCAGAUCCGCUUAAAGGCUGCAGAGCAUCGCCAGACAGUGCUGGAGUCCCUCAAGACAGCAGGGAUGCUCUUUGGGGAAGGAUUCCGUGCCUUCGUGACAGACUGGGAUAAGGUCACAGCCACGGUGGCUGGCCUAACCCUGCUGGCUGUGGGAGUUUACUCUGCCAAGAAUGCCACUGCAGUAGCAGGGCGAUACAUAGAAGCACGUUUGGGUAAACCUUCACUGGUGAGAGAGACCUCACGCAUCACUGUGCUGGAGGCACUGAAGCACCCUAUCAAGGUUGGUAAACGUCUCACCAGUAAGGCCCAGGAUGCCCUUGAAGGAGUUGUUCUCAGUCCCCAAUUAGAAGCACGUGUGAGAGAUAUUGCCAUAGCAACAAGAAAUACAAAAAAGAACAAAAGCCUAUACAGGAAUAUUCUGAUGUAUGGUCCUCCUGGCACUGGAAAGACACUUUUUGCCAAGAAAUUAGCUGUGCACUCAGGCAUGGAUUACGCCAUCAUGACGGGUGGUGAUGUUGCCCCUAUGGGGCGGGAAGGAGUGACUGCCAUACAUAAGCUCUUUGACUGGGCAAACACCAGUAGGAGAGGCCUCUUGCUAUUUGUGGAUGAAGCAGAUGCAUUUCUGAGGAAGAGAGCCACGGAGAAAAUCAGUGAAGAUCUCAGAGCAACGUUGAAUGCGUUCCUGCACAGAACAGGGCAGCACAGCAACAAGUUUAUGCUUGUUUUAGCAAGCAACCAGCCCGAGCAGUUUGACUGGGCUAUCAAUGACCGAAUAGAUGAAAUGGUGAACUUUGAUCUGCCCCAGCUGGAAGAGCGAGAGAGGCUCGUGAGGAUGUAUUUUGAUAGGCAUGUCCUGAAGCCAGCCACAGAGGGUAAACAACGUUUGAAGCUGGCCCAGUUUGACUAUGGCAAAAAGUGCUCGGAGAUUGCCAGGCUGACAGAGGGCAUGUCUGGCCGAGAGAUCUCCCAGCUUGCUGUGGCAUGGCAGGCUGCAGCCUAUGCAUCAGAGGACGGCGUUCUGACCGAGGCCAUGAUUGAUGCUCGGGUCGCCGACGCCGUGCAGCAGCACAGGCAGAAGAUGGAGUGGCUGAAAGCAGAGGGUGCAGAAGCAAGCAAAGAAGGGGUCAGAACCCCACUGCUGCCUUUCCCCAAAGGAACGCCGGUGUGAGAAGCACCUCCAGGCUGCAGACCGGCGUGGGUGGGGGUGUGGGCAGAGGAGGAGGGUGGGGAGUGUCUUUUGGGGCGAAUUGUUGGUGGAAUCAUGUGUUGUGAGCAAUGGUGCCCCUUGGUGCAAGGAAAGGGGGAGGGAGCGCUACCUCAGUCUGCCUUUCGUUUCGUGUUUUAAGGAUGCGAUGGAAAAAGGAGAAAUGGUUGAAAUAAGGCAGAAAUAACGGUAUUAAAGGACCCCCUUGCUCAAA